AUGAUGUUGACCUGGGAAUUGUCCCUGGUUCUACUAGUGUUUCUUCUCAUUCUGCGGUUCCUGAAACAGCUCUGGACAUGCAGACACUUACCACCCGGUCCUCUUCCACUUCCCCUCAUUGGAAGCAUGUGGCGAACUGGUUUCAAGCUCUGUGAAGAUUCUCUCAGUGAGCUGGCUAAGCAAUAUGGAAACAUUUACACGGUAUGGAUAGGACAUCAUCCUGUAGUGAUACUGUCUGGAUACCAAACCGUAAAAGAAGGUCUGAUCAAAUAUUCAGAAGAAUUCUCUGGACGACUAGUGAUCAAUUUCUUUAAAAUGGCAUUAAAAAGACGGGGUCUUGUGCUUUCAAACGGUCGCACCUGGAAGCAGCACAGACGGUUCAGUGUAGUGACAAUGCGAAAGCUGGGACUGGGGAAGAAGGGCAUGGAGCGCCAAAUAGAAGAGGAGGCCCAUUGGCUUGUGGAGACCUUUGCACGUGCAAACGGCCAGCCACUGGACCCUCUUUUACCCAUCACUAAUGCCGUCUCCACCAUGAUCUGCAUGCUGUCUUUCGGAUACCGAUUUUCUCUUGAAGAUGAAAAGUUCCAGAAACUGAUAGAUGCCGUUGAUUAUGUCCUAAAAUUUGGAGGCAGCCCCUUUCAUGCUCUGCUUGAACUGUUCCCAUGGCUGAUGCUGCAUCUCCCAGGGCCUCACCAGAAGGCCUUGUCCUCCACGCAGCUGGUGCUGUCCUUUGCAAAGACGGAGAUAGAGAAGCAUAAGGAAUGUCUGACGAUACACGAGCCACAAGAUUUCACUGAUUUCUAUCUACUUCAAAUAGAGAAAAGCAAGGGUGACCCCACUUCUACCUAUAAUGAAGAGAACCUGUCUGAAUGCAUUUUUGACCUCUUUGUUGCUGGGACAGAAACAACCGCUACGGCACUGCAAUGGGCACUUCUUCUCAUGGUGGCUUAUCCAGAUAUCCAAGAUAAAGUCCACAAAGAGAUAGACGAUGUUUUAGGUUCCCCUCAUUCAAUCUGCUUUCAAGACCGGAAGAGGCUGCCCUACACCAAUGCUGUGAUUCAUGAGGUCCUGCGUGUAAAAUACGCCUUACCAAUCGGGAUCCCCAGACGAUCUGUGAAAGAUGUGAACAUGCAUGGGUUCAUCAUUCCCAAGAACACAAUUAUUGUUACAGAUCUGUGCUCUGUACUUCAUGAUCCCAAGCAAUGGGAAAACCCCAAAGAGUUCAACCCCCAAAACUUUUUGGACAAGGAUGGAAAUUUUAUGGCUAGAGAGGAAUUUCUCCCAUUUGGAGCAGGACAUCGGGUUUGUCUCGGGGAGCAGAUGGCGAAAAUGGAGCUCUUCUUUUUCUUUACCAAACUGCUGAGAGCAUUCAGGCUCCAGCUGCCAGAAGGAGUGACCGAAAAAGAACUCAAAAUAGAACCGGUCAUGGGGCUGUCGUUCCAUCCCUAUCCUUUCAAACUCUGUGCUGUUCCCCGCUGUGGUACCUCAUCAAGCACCUGA
Messenger RNA from Elgaria multicarinata webbii, 1500 nucleotides. Its product is annotated as cytochrome P450 2J5-like. The coding region runs from base 1 to 1500 and encodes 499 amino acids. Lineage: Eukaryota; Metazoa; Chordata; Lepidosauria; Squamata; Anguidae. Gene Ontology annotation, molecular function: heme binding; iron ion binding; oxidoreductase activity, acting on paired donors, with incorporation or reduction of molecular oxygen, reduced flavin or flavoprotein as one donor, and incorporation of one atom of oxygen. The transcript has 9 exons. Gene Ontology annotation, biological process: xenobiotic metabolic process. Gene Ontology annotation, cellular component: cytoplasm; intracellular membrane-bounded organelle. The record is from RefSeq and is a predicted model, not a curated record.